UUGGAAUUUUAAAAGUUGAUGAGGGUAUAUGGUAAAAUUCCAUCAUGGAUUUAUGACAUGUUACAAAUCCCACAUCAAUAUGUAGGAUUUACAAGUCCGUGGAGUUCAUGGAUUUGGACUCUUCUCUUAAAAUUCGUGAGCCCCAUGGAUUUGAUCAUUAAAAGAAAUGCAAGCAAACAAUGAUUUUUUUUUAAAAUCCAUGAUGAAAUGGAUUUGGGUACCAAAUCCAUCCUCUAAAUCCAAAGCAAACGGCCCCUAAAUUUCAUAUGUCAUGUGAUUGUCCUUUUUGUAUUUUCUAUCUCUUCUAUCCACACCUUACUAAAAUUCAAUAUAUUAUAUUUUACAACAUUUAUUGACCAAUUAGGUUUAGGAUUAGCACAUUUACCGACCGUUUGAUACCAAAUGAAUCGAGAAUUCAAUUCAUUGUAAAAUGAAUUACCGUGUAGAAUUCAUUGUCAAAUGAAAUCCUAUGUUUGGUAUGUUAUAUUCAAAUCAUUGAAGUGGGGUGUAGAAUUCAUUGUCAAAUGAAUUUCUGUGUUUGGUAUGUCAUAUGUGUAUAAGUAAUUUAGUUAAUAAAGGAGGAUAAUAAUGUCAUUCUAUUAUAAUUAGUAAAUAAUUGUAGAAUUCAUUUGGAAAUUCUAUCUCAAUUUCUCGUAAUUGCUAUAACUAGUUCCAAUUCCGUAGAAUUCAAAAUUUAGAAUUGAAAAUGAAUUCUUUUUAAUACCAAACACAAAAAUAUUUCAUUUCAAAAUCAUUUCCUCAAAAUUUAUGGAAUUCAUUUAUACCAAAAGAUAUGUUAGGCACAAAAUUUGACUAGUUUGAUGCAAAGCAAAUUAGGGUUGGCAAUAGUUCAAUGAUUCACCAUUUUUUUUUACAGUAAAUGCAAUAACUCAACCGGUAUUCUAGGCUGGCUGGAUAGGAUUUUGAAUGAUGGAAACGAUGUCGUCGAAGCAGAUUAUUUACCAAGGAAAACAAAUAAUUUACCAAACCCAGGUUCGCCGAUCCGACGCCGUAGCAGCCAUCCCCACCACCGCCCAAACCUAAUGGUAAAUGGCAACAGCCCUAUAACGAACUUCCUCACCUCUGCCUCUCGUUCCCAACCCGCCAGCGCCCUUUGCUUGCUCACCGCCGUUUGCACCUCUCGCCGACUGUCCCCUCCGCCGGUCCUUUUAUCCAGCCGCCCGCACGACGUCAUCGGCGAUAAGGAAGCAGGCCGCAGCGAGAAGUCGAGACCGCCAUUGGGAUAAUUGCAAAAAGCGAAUGACGAGACGGCUAUGACAACACAACUGCAGAGGAGCUUCUUAUCCAUCUCCUCUGCUUCCUCUUCUUUCUUGCCUUCGCCGUCCUCUUCUCCCUUGCUAGCUUUGCGGUUUAAUUCCCUGAUGUCCAAGUGCGGGAUGCUGCAGAAUGUUUCUGGGUUCGGGUUAUUGUCUACUUCCCAGUUUGUGAAUCGUCAGAGGUGCAGGAACUUCACGCAACUUAGAGUUAGAGCGCCCAGGUUGUCGUCGGGCACGGUGGCUGAUGUAUGUAUCUCCGGGUAUCCUCGACUUGUUACUCCCAGGACCACCUCAUGUUGCUGGGCUUUGAAUCGAGAGGUUGGAUUGACUGCACAUGGUUAUGGAGCUAUCCCGACGAGGAAUUUCUCUCAAUCGCCGGAAGCGGCUGAAAAGAAUUUCACUAAGGGAAAACGUUCGAAGGGUUCAAAGGCUUGGGCUGCAAAGAGGAAGAACAGUUCUGCUCACACUAGCGUCUCAGCCUCCGAUGAUGUUGAGGCCUUGAACUCCAGCGAUCAUACGAAUGGGAGCGUGCCUCUUAAAUCAUCUGUUUCAGCUCCUUCUGCUACUGAGGCCUCCGAAGUCAAUGGAAAACCGAAGGCAAGAAGCAAGAAAGGAAAAAAGAAACUUUCUGCUGGUGCUGCUGAUUCUGCCAAAACUAGUUCAGAAGAGAAGAAGUCAACUGAAAAGGCAUCCGAAAAACUGCUGGAUGUUUCAGCUUCUACAAAACAGAAGGUCAAGAAGAAAAGUACUAACUCUCGGAGGAAGGGCAAAUCGGCAACUGUUGGUGAUGAGUCAGUUGAGAAGCAAAAACCUCAGCAGAUGAGCAACUUGAAGCCUCCUAAACAAGGGACCUUGAAACAGUUGUAUCCUCCUACUGGGAAAUCUGUUGUAGUGGUUGAAUCUGUUACAAAGGCAAAGGUCAUUCAAGGGUAUCUUGGCAGUAUGUAUGAAGUACUGCCUAGUUAUGGCCAUGUCCGGGACUUAGCUGCAAGGUCAGGAUCCGUUCGCCCUGACGAGGACUUUAGCAUGGUGUGGGAGGUUCCUUCUGCUGCCUGGACUUAUCUUAAGAGCAUUAAAGUCGCUCUAAGUGGAGCAGAAAAUCUUAUUCUUGCGUCAGACCCUGAUCGUGAAGGAGAGGCUAUUGCUUGGCAUAUUACUGAGAUGCUGCUGCAGCAGGAUGCUCUACAUGAGGGUAUCAAUGUUGCAAGGGUUGUCUUUCAUGAAAUAACAGAAAGCUCAAUUAAAAGUGCUUUGCAAGCCCCAAGACAUGUUAAUGUAAACUUAGUACAUGCUUACUUGGCAAGACGUGCUCUUGAUUAUCUGAUUGGAUUCAACAUUUCACCAUUAUUAUGGAGGAAAUUACCAGGGUGUCAAUCAGCAGGGCGUGUGCAAUCAGCUGCCCUUGCUCUUAUUUCUGACAGGGAAGCUGAAAUUGAUGAGUUUAAGCCACAGGAAUAUUGGAGCAUCGAGGCUAAGUUGAAUAAAGAAGUACAAGGUUCUGCCCUCAGUGCACGCUUGACCUGUUUUGAUUCGAAAAAGCUGAAUCAGUUCUCGUUUAGUUCUGGUAAGGAGGUAGAGGACGUUGAACAGAAGAUUAAAGCUACACAAUUUGAAGUAGUUGGCUGCAAAAAAGGGCAAAUGCGAAGAAACCCUCCCACUCCAUAUAUCACAUCAACGCUUCAGCAAGAUGCUGCAAACAAAUUACAGUUUAACACAUCAUACACUAUGAAGCUUGCACAAAAACUUUAUGAAGGGAUUGAGUUGUCAGAGGGGAAGGCAAAGGGAUUGAUUACGUAUACCAGAACUGAUGGUCUUCAUAUUUCAGAUGAAGCUCUCAAGGAUAUACGCUCUCUGAUCACUGAAAGGUAUGGCCCGGAUUUUGCAUCAGCAAGUGCACGCAAGUAUUUUAAGAAGGUGAAGAAUGCACAAGAGGCCCAUGAAGCAAUCAGACCAACCGACAUUAAGAUGUUCCCAUCAAUGCUUGCCGGUGUUCUUGACGAGGAUGCGUUGAAGUUAUACACUCUUAUCUGGUCUCGCAGUGUGGCAUGCCAAAUGGAGCCAGCUAUAGUCGAACAGUUGCAAGUGGACAUUGGAAAUGUUAGCAAGUCAAUCAUAUUUAGAUCUUCGUGUUCAAGAGUUGCAUUUCGUGGCUACCAAGCAGUGUAUCAGGAUGUCGAAACUAGAGUUCUAAGAGGCAAAGAAGAUGAGGAGGACCCUCAUCAAGAAGCUUCUGGAGACCUUAAUUCUUUGAAGGAAGGGGAUGCCUUGUCUAUUGCUGCAGUUGAAUCCAAGCAGCACUUUACUCAGCCUCCACCGCGCUAUUCCGAAGCAUCAUUGAUUAAGAAGCUCGAGGAACUUGGGAUUGGAAGACCUUCAACUUAUGCCAGCACAUUGAAAGUUUUACAGGACAGGAAAUAUGUGGUGACGAAAAGCCGUGUGAUGUACCCAGAAUUUCGUGGUCGAAUGGUCUCAGCAUUUCUCUCAAACUAUUUUACGGAGGUCACAGAUUACAGCUUUACUGCUGAUAUGGAGACUGAGCUUGAUAAUGUUUCUGCUGGACUUACUGAAUGGAAAGGUCUUCUUAGAGAUUAUUGGACAAGAUUUAGCUCAUACUGCAGCAGUACCGAAACUGUCCACAUUCAUCAAGUGGAGAAAAUGUUAGAAAAAAAGUUUGGCGACCAUUUGUUUGGCUCACUCCGUUCCGAAAGCAGGACUUGCCCGAGUUGUAUGGAGGGCACUUUGAUUUUCAAAGUGAGUAGGUAUGGUGCAGGUUACUUCAUCGGCUGUGAUCAGCAUCCAAAGUGCAAGUACAUUGCCAAGACAUUGCUUGGAGACGAAGAAGAUGAAGAACCUCCCCAAAAUGCUGGUACGGUGGAGGAGCCAAAAGUAUUAGGUCUUCAUCCAAUUUCCAAGGAAAAGAUUUUAUUGAAGAAAGGUCCUUAUGGUUUCUACAUUCAGCUUGGGGAAGAUAAGAAGGACUAUAUCCCUAAAAGAACAUCCGUAUCCCAUAUAAAGGAGGUGGAUGCCAUUACACUGGAGGAGGCUCUAAAAUUGUUGCGCUACCCAUUGACAUUGGGAGACCACCCAAAGGAUGGACAUCCUAUAAUAUUAAAGCUUGCAAAGAAUGGGUUUAAUAUUAGACAUCGACGCACAAUUGCCUCCGUCCCCAAGAACGUGGAUCCAGACGAGUUAACCGUGGAGAAAGCGUUGGAGUAUUUGUCAAGUAACGAUGUUAGAAGAAGCGGGCGACCCAAGAGGCAACCCAAGGUUGAAGAACCUGCAGCAGUGGAAGCAACAUAGACGGAAAGCCAGUGGAAGCUGCUUUUCGCUGAAACAGCCCUAUUGCAAAUGCCGAGUUCAGUAGCACACAAUCCCGGGAACUCGACGAAGGAGGACCGUGCAAGUAGUUUUCACUCCCGGACCCUCGUUUGGCACACCUGUAUUUUGCAGAACCGGGAUGAGAUUGUUUUUGUGAUGAAUGGGAGUAAGCAAAUUUUGGUUGAAGAAACUUGGAUUAGUUUAUUUUUGUAGUGAAUUCUUAUUUUCCCGAAUAAAUUUUCAUGACAUGUAGUAGCUAAGAAAGGAAGUCUUGUAUAGACAUAAGUUGAGAGUUCACAUACAUUUCUAUAGAAACUAGAUAAUUGGAUUAUUGGAGGUUUUGGUGCUCAGAUCUCUGCGUCAUUUGAUUAAAGUCUUUUUUUCUGUGGGGGAGUAUUAGUUGAAUGGUUGCAUUCGUCAAAACAUCAUUUAGAUUUGGUGACCUGACUUGAUGAAAUUGAUUUCUUUUUUGCACAAUCAAGUUCAUCUGGACGACUAAGUUAAAAAUGACGAAUUAUGUUAGUAUCUAUGAUUUUGAGAAAGGGUAAUCAAAUUUGAAGGCCGCAAGUAGAAGUGAGAUGGUUCGGUUCAAACCAAACUCUUGUAUUCAAUCCAUUUGGUUAGGUCCAAAUAUCAGUUCCGUCUAAUAUAUUUUCACAAAGUUGAGUUUGGUCCAAGUAACAAAUCAGUGCAAUCCAACCAAAGUUGAUUUUGGUCCAAUAUCCAAACCAUUGUACACCCCUAGCAGUACUAUUAAUCUAUUAGCAAAGUGCAAACGAACAGAAGAAGGCCAAAUAUGAAGGCCACAACACAGCUGAAUUAUGUCAAAGAGUUCUUUUUCAUUCAAGAAAAGGUGACACAUUUAUACAAUCAAAUAACCAAUGCUGAAUGGGGGAAUGGCAAAGAGAAGACAGCCAACAGUUCAUCAUUUUUAAUUAAUUUUUGCUGUAUAAUGCUACAUUGAAAAGGUAGGGCUGACGUCACGUCACUGGUAAGCUGCAGCCCCGAUAAGCACCAUGCUGAUCCCUCCUGGGCUUGGAAUUCGACCAUCGUUUUCAUUCUGCACUUCAUAAAACCACAAAUAAGCAAACAGGGAGAAAAAAAAAAGGCGAAUCUUGAAAAGAAGGGAGGAAGAGUAGUAGCCUCAGAGAUCUUGGUGGUAAAGAAUCAUCAUUGAUGAGACAAAGCUCACAGUCAAGAGUAGCAAAUAUAUAGAUUCUACAUCACCGGCCCCAUUAUUAUUGACUCUUCCUCCCAACCCAGUUCAAGUUCAGUACUUUACCAUCUCUAUCCAAUCAGACCAGUUCAAGUUCAAUACUUUACCAUCUCUAUCCAAUCAGACAUGCAUUGGGGGAAAAAACGAUAGGAAGGAAGGAGAACGAUUUGAAAUACAAAAAUGAAGGCGGAUGAGGUUAAGGGUCAGAAGUAGCUGGUGAUUAAUCACUAUAUAGAUUCAGUGGGAAUCCGUCUGAUUUCUUUCAUCACCCCCCAUCUCCUCUCUACCUUCAUACUCAUGGUUAAGCUUAUUCGAAAGAAGAAGAAAAAGAAAACGAAACCAGAAGAAGAAGAAGAAGAAGAAGAAAAAUUGCGGGGAAAGAAAGUGUAUGUAUCAACCUUGUCACCGACAAUCCCCAGGGGAGAGGAAGGUCGGAGCUAAAAGGCAGAGGCGCAGUGGAGUCUAUAAUCCACGGCGCACUCUUUCACUUUCGCCUGACGAUAGAUUCCCUUCAGAGAUCUACUAACGGACCGAAAUCCAGAUCAGGGAAUUGCAAUAUCAGGCAAGAAUGAAUGAUCACUAACUCAAUACAGACAGAGAGAAAGAAAAGCAAGCAAGCAGCUACGCCAUGAAUCGUUGAUGCAGAAAGAAAGCUGGUAGCUUCUUCUUUCUCCUCCCCCAAAUCCCCAAUUGGUGGCGAUGCCUACAUACAAUACACACUGCCGCCGGUU
Molecule: messenger RNA, 6542 nt
Organism: Linum trigynum
Lineage: Eukaryota; Viridiplantae; Streptophyta; Magnoliopsida; Malpighiales; Linaceae
Source: the annotation of a GenBank genome assembly